Messenger RNA from Podospora pseudocomata, 3600 nucleotides. It is a transcript of the gene DUR3, whose product is annotated as urea active transporter. Gene Ontology annotation, cellular component: plasma membrane. Lineage: Eukaryota; Fungi; Ascomycota; Sordariomycetes; Sordariales; Podosporaceae. The record is from RefSeq and is a predicted model, not a curated record. The coding region runs from base 1355 to 3433 and encodes 692 amino acids. Gene Ontology annotation, biological process: putrescine transport; urea transmembrane transport; spermidine transport. The transcript has 3 exons. Gene Ontology annotation, molecular function: putrescine transmembrane transporter activity; urea transmembrane transporter activity; spermidine transmembrane transporter activity.
CGAGCAGCCAAUUGUGAGGGCAGAAAAACGCCUAUCAAGACCAUGGGAAUCCGGCACGCAAAAACCUGGGGUCUAGAAACCGCCAUUUUCAUGGCCGUAUCUCUGCGUCUAGGUGAAGAAGACACGCGCCUCGCAAUGACUGUUGGCUUAUUUUGGGAAUCGUGAUAUCUUCACUGCAACGGCAGAGCUCAGCAGAGCUAAAGUCGUUUCCAUCAGUCAUUUUCUCGUCUCCAAAGCAGAUCAGACUUCUCCGGAGACACCAGAUGACAAUGUGCCCCAUGUCUGAUAUCGAGAUUCCCGUGUGUCUUCUGGUGAGAAUGACAGAGGAAAUCACAAUCGACCAAUCAGCACCGCUGCCGCAAUCAACGAUGCUAGCGCCAAGCGAAGGUGGACCCGCUGUUAUCUCCAUGAGGGAUCGUCCAUGUCGAGUGCCCACUGGCAAUGUUAAGGUGGUGACACUGCACGAUUGGCCAGCCUGGAGUCGGCUCUCUUAUCUCCAGCUCCUUGAUUUGCAACCGCCUUCACCAAAUGCAAUAUCCCAAUUAGGACCGUUCCUGGUCCACACCACAAGCUCCCGUCACAAGUCGAGACCCCAUCAUGGACGCCAGCGGGAGCUAUUCGGCAAGUCUUUCUGUUUGCUUGGUGCUGUCUCGGGCUGCUGUCUUGAAUUGAUUGAUAUGAGACCCCAGCGACCUUGGGUUGUUGAGCUAUACCAAAACUACCUCGCAGUCAACUGAUUGGCCCCCGCAUACAGUCAGCAUCGCCAGGGACAAGCUCAAACAGCUAUUACUGAUUGAAUGCCCUUAUCUCUGGCCCUGCACGGCAAUCCUCGUGGCGCCGGUAGUCGCUCUGCAGCCCAGACUUUGGGUGGUGCGGCCAGAGUGGGUUUGGACGGCCUGGCUCCCGAGCCCACCUCGGAAUUCACGGCCUACCAAGGAGACAGCUCGCGAAGGGCCGGGUUGCUUUCUCGAUACCGGUCGCUUGCAGUGCGCCACCGACCCUGCAUGCACCCACAGAACGUUCGGCAGACCCCCCACAGCUCGCGAAUUGAUACCCUUGGCACCCACCUCCCAGAGCUUCGUUCUUGCUUGUGCCCGGCAAGGCCCAUCUUUCCCAAGCAUCUGUUCCAAAGACCCUGCCAGUGCUGAUAGCAGAAUGUGAAGCUGUGAUUCGACGUCUGUCUGCGAAGCCGGCCGGGAGCCGUGUCCCCGGCAUCGCACCGCAGCCAUCUCCAGACUCUAUAUCUAUGCCGUGUCCCCGACGCCUCAUGUCGACUUGCUUCUUCUCCCUCCAGGAUCACUAUCACACCUAACCCACCUCUCUGUCUGUAGCUUCCCGCCAGCUCUCAGACAAGAUGGAUCACGCUCCCGCCGAUCAAGAGCACAUCGCCAAUGCCACGCUCGGCCAGGGCGCCGGCUAUGGUGUCGUGCUGGGCCUGGGAGGUGCCUUUGCCAUUGGCAUGAUCGCCACAACCUUCAUCCUGAAGAGGUACAACAGGGAACUUCAGACAUCUGAAAUGUUCAACACAGCUGGCCGUACUGUCAAGUCCGGUCUCGUCGCCGCUGCCGUCGUCUCUUCGUGGACUUGGGCCGCUACCCUCCUUCAGUCCACCGGUGUUUGUUAUCGCUAUGGUGUCUCGGGUCCCUUUUGGUAUGCCUCGGGCGCUACUGUCCAGAUCAUUCUCUUCGCUACUCUCGCCAUCGAACUCAAACGCCGCGCCCCCAACGCACACACCUAUCUCGAGGUCAUCAAGGCCCGAUACGGAACUGUGGCACACUUGGUAUUCAUGGUCUUUGGCGUGAUAACCAACAUUUUGGUCUCGCUCAUGCUGAUUGUCGGUGGCUCAGCCACCCUCAACGCCUUGACCGGGAUGCACACCAUUGCUGCCAUUUACCUCCUGCCACUCGGUGUCAUUGCCUACACCAUGGUUGGUGGGUUGAAGGCUACCAUCUUGACUGAUUGGGCACACACCUUCAUCUUGCUGCUCAUCAUCAUCAUCUUUGCCCUGACAGCCUAUGCCUCUCACGACUUGCUGGGCUCUCCCAGCGCUGUCUACGACCUGCUUGUCGAGGCUGCCACCCGUCACCCGGUUGACGGCAACAAGGAGGGCAGCUACUUGACCAUGCAGUCCAGGGAGGGCGCCAUCUUCUUCGUCAUCAACAUUGUUGGCAACUUCGGCACCGUCUUCCUUGACAACGGCUACUAUAACAAGGCUAUUGCUGCCUCGCCCGUGCACGCACUUCCCGGCUACAUCAUUGGCGGUAUCUGCUGGUUCGCUAUUCCCUGGCUCACUGCCACCACCAUGGGUCUCGCCGGUCUUGCCCUCGAGAACAACCCUCGCUUCCCCACCUAUCCUGACCGCAUGCUCGACUCCGAUGUGAGCGCUGGCCUAGUCCUCCCCUACGCCGCGGUUGCCCUUCUCGGCAAGGGCGGUGCCAUGGCUACUCUGCUCAUCGUCUUCAUGGCUGUCACCAGCGCCUUUUCCAGUCAGCUGAUUGCCGUGAGCACCAUCUGCACCUACGAUCUGUACCGCGCCUACUUCAAGCCCGAGGCCAGCGGCAAGAGACUGAUCUACAUGAGCCAUUGCGUCGUCGUUGGCUAUGGUUUGUUCAUCUCCACUUUUUCGGUUGGUUUGUGGUAUGCCGGCAUCUCCAUGGGUUAUCUCUAUGUCAUGAUGGGAGUCAUCAUCUCGUCGGCCGUCCUGCCCGCAACACUGGCCCUGCUCUGGUCUGGCCAGAACAAGUGGGCUGCCGCCGGCGCUCCCGUUCUCGGCCUUGCCACCUCGCUCACUGCCUGGCUCGUCACCUCCAAGAAGCAGUGCGGCGAGCUGACAGUCCAGUGCACUGGCUCCAACAUCCCCAUGUUGGCUGGCAAUGUCGCCGCUCUGCUUUCCCCCGUCGUCUUCAUCGCCAUUCUCACCGCCAUCUUUGGCGUUGACAAGUACGACUGGAAGUCCAUGUUGGAGAUCCGCAGGGGUGAUGAUCACGAUCUCGCCCAAGAGGCUGGUGUCGACCUUGAGGAUGUUAACGGCGGCCACGAGGAGACCCAGGCCGAGUUUGAGGCUGAGCAGUCCAAACUUCUCAAGGCUGGCAAGAUCAGUAGAUGGACCACCGUCAUUUUGGCCCUUGCCUUCUUGGUUCUCUGGCCCAUGCCCAUGUACGGUAGCGGGUACAUUUUCAGCAAGCCCUUCUUCACCGGUUGGGUCACGAUUGGCAUCAUCUGGAUUUUCGGCUCCUUCAUUGGUGUCGGCUUGUUCCCUGUCUGGGAAAGCCGGGCCACCCUCACCAGGACAUGCAAGUACAUCUGGAAGGAUUUGACCGGAAAGAGCCACAUCAAGACCAUUCACGCCCAGGAGGCUGCUGUUGUUGGGACCCCUGGUGAUCAGACACCACCGGAAAAGGCCGGGCUCAAGGAGGAGGUCAGAUCCUCAUAAUUUGAAACUCAAUGGAUUGGGAGGAAAGGCUGGGUUGGAGGAGUAAUUUUUCAAUGAUACCCAUUUUGUUAGGAGGGGCGGGUAUUGCUUCCAGGGGUUUGGCUACUCGUCUGCACGCACUACUACACAUGCUAGCAAGCCAUUUAUUUAUAUGAAUUAGUGUCUUG